AAAAGAAAGAGGAAAAAGGGACCUUAAACGGUGCGUUUCAGUGAGAGUAAAGGUCAAGGUCGUUUUCAAUCUUGAUCCUUCAUCGUCUUCUACCUGUUGCUAGGGCACGAUCAGCACUCUGCAAACACAAGAGAGAGAGAGAGAGAGAGAGAGAGAGAGAGAGAGAUUCAAUGGCUACUGUGAGAAGCCUGAAGAUCAAGACAAGCACAUGCAAACGCAUUGUGAAGGAGCUGCAUUCUUAUGAGAAGGAAGUUGAAAGCGAAGCUGCGAAAACCGCUGACAUGAAGAACAGAGGAGCUGACCCUUAUGAUCUCAAACAGCAGGAAAAUGUGCUGGCUGAGUCUAGGAUGAUGAUUCCUGACUGCCGCAAGCGCCUGGAGGUCGCUUUGGAAGACUUGAAAGGAAUAUUGGCUGAAAUGGAGGAGUCAGAUGAGAAGGAAUGUCCUGAAGUUGAUGAAGCUAAAACCACCCUCUCAGAAGUUGAAAAAGUACUUGAAACAAUAGAAGUUUAGCAAGGUGGUUUGCUUAGUGCUUUUGACAGAGGAUUUUGUGCCUGUAUUAUAUAGCUUCUUGGUCACAAACAAUAUAUACAUUCUUCUUUUUGUGUGCGCCCUCUCCUACUCUAGUCUCUCAAAUACAGAUUCAUGCUGAAAGGUUAUGCAACUUCCUUGACAAGAUUUAAUCUUGUCUAGUUAUAUGCUCCUGUAGAACAUCUGAAAAUGAAUGAAUGUGAUGACAUCGAUUUACUUUA
Molecule: messenger RNA, 751 nt
Organism: Lotus japonicus
Lineage: Eukaryota; Viridiplantae; Streptophyta; Magnoliopsida; Fabales; Fabaceae
Product: tubulin-folding cofactor A
Exons: 4
Coding region: 171-512 (113 amino acids)
Biological process (GO): tubulin complex assembly; post-chaperonin tubulin folding pathway
Cellular component (GO): microtubule cytoskeleton; cytosol
Molecular function (GO): beta-tubulin binding
Source: RefSeq, a predicted model, not a curated record